This is a messenger RNA of Candoia aspera, 2394 nucleotides long. It is a transcript of the gene TPX2, whose product is annotated as TPX2 microtubule nucleation factor. The record is from RefSeq and is a predicted model, not a curated record. NCBI's taxonomy places the organism in Eukaryota, Metazoa, Chordata, Lepidosauria, Squamata, Candoiidae. The coding region runs from base 42 to 2252 and encodes 736 amino acids. The transcript is spliced from 16 exons. Gene Ontology annotation, cellular component: microtubule; spindle. Gene Ontology annotation, biological process: activation of protein kinase activity; regulation of mitotic spindle organization.
AUCGCUGGGCCAGGGCUGCUCCAGCAGCGGAGGAGGUCGAAAUGUCUCAGGAAACCUAUUCUUAUGAUGUCCCCGAUAUACCCAUCAACUUCAAGGAUAUGAAUGAGGACGGGAUGAUUGGCGUUGAUGCCUGGUUUGAUGACCAACCCGCCCUCCUGAUGACCCCGAGAGAAGGGAUGGGUACGCCGGGCAUCCUGUCAAAAUCAUUGUCAUCGAGGGCUAACCUUCCCCGUGCUGUUGUCUCACCAAUGAUGAAAUCCGGUGAGAAAGACAGUGAAAGCAAAGAGAUGGAACUGGCAAGCGAGGUGCCCUCAAAUGUGGUUGGUUCCGUGGCAGAGUGGCACUGCGCAUCGCAGGAGACCGCAGCACUUCCAUCAAAGGCCCCAGGAAGGGUGGAUAGAAAGCUCUCUGCCCGGCGAAAGAGUGCCCAGCGCCGGCUCAUGGCCAAAAGCCAAGCAGAGAAAUGUGCCACCGCCUUGGCUAGCAAGCAGGAGCCGCCGCCUCUGAAGAAGCAGAAAAUGUCUAAUAAUCGGGAGAAACUGGGUGAAAUUGAUUUGAACAGAAAUGCCUCACCACUGCAAGUGCAAGUCCCUGUCACGCCUGCUGCACUCAAGACGAGGGGUCCCUCUGCCAAAGGGAAAUCCACGGAAGAGCUGGAACUGGAGAAGAUGCAGCAGUUGCAGCAAGAGGUGGCUGAGCUGCGCAGGAAGAACGAGGAGUCCCUCAAAGCGGCCAUCGCUGGACCAGGGCAACCCACGAAGACCGUGAGCCACGUGACCAAGCCGAUAGACUUCCACUUCUGCACGGAGGGGCGGAUUAAGCAGCACGGUGAAAGUCAGCCAGGCCCAGAGUAUAAAGAGGUGGAUUUCAGAGCCGCCCUGAGGAGACACCCGCCUUCUCCGUCUCGGGUGGGAAAGGGGCCUACGAUCCCGAAGCCGUUCAACCUCUCCUGCGGCAACAAACGGAAGCUGGACGAGGCCCCCGCGGAGUACGUGUCGCUGGCCCAGCAGGUGGAAAACUUCCAAAGACGCACUCCCCUGCGGUACCACCUGCGGAGCAGGAAGGAGGAGGAAGGGGCAGGUCCAAGCAGGCCCUUAAAGCCCAGAGUGACCAACCCCAGAACUCCCCACCUCGAAACCAAGAGCCGCUCGAGACCUGUGACCUGCAAGAGUGCUGCUGAGCUGGAAGAUGAGGAAAUUGCCAGGCUUCAACAGUACAAGUUCAAAGCUCAAGAACUCAACCCCCGCAUCCUGGAGGGCGGGCCCAUCCUGCCCAAGAAGCCCCAGGUGAAAGAGCUCACCAAGCCGAUCAGCUUCAACCUGGAAAUUGAGAAGCGGGUUCGGGAAUGGGAGAACAAGAAGCCACAGGAGGAAGAGGAGCACUUCGAAUUCCAUUCAAGGCCGUGUCCAACCAGGAUUCUGGAAGAUGUGGUGGGCGUUCCAGAGAAGAAGCCGCUUCCCAUCACAGUUCCCAAGUCACCGGCCUUUGCCCUGAAGAACCGAGUUGGCACCCUGCUUCGAGAGGAACAGAAGGAAAAGGUCGAGGAAGCGGCUCCUGUGGUUAAAGCCAAGCCGAUGCCACACCUGGGGGUGCCCUUCAGGCCCAAACCUGGGGAGCCGAGGCAGGUGGAAAUGUGCCCUUUCUCCUUCGACGCCCGGGACAAGGAGCGGCUGCUUCAGAAGGAGAAGAAGAUCGAAGAGUUGCAGAAGGACGAGGUGCCCAAGUUCAAAGCCCACCCCCUGCCCCAGUUUGACCAUGUUAGUCUGCCAGAGAAGAAGGUGAAGGGUGCCACCAAGCCAGAGCCCUUCCAGCUGGCGAUCGAUGUGCGCGGAGCUCUCCGGCAGGAGAUGUGGCAGCAGCAGCUGAAGGAAGAGAUGAAGCGGCAGAAAGAGGCCACCGUGUUCAAGGCCCAGCCCAGCAGCGUGCUGCACCAGGAGGCUUUCAUGCCCAAGAAGGACAGCAAGCUGCUUUCAGCGCCUGAAAGCUUUGAGCUAGCUACAGAGCGACGGGCCCGGGAACGUCAGGAGUUUGAGAAGAGGCUGGCAGAGCUUGAAGCCGAGAAGGCACGCCUGCAAGAGGCAGCACGGCGUGUUGAGGAGGAGCGGGCGAGGGAGGAGAUGGCGAAGCUGCGAGAAGAGCUGGUGCACAAAGCCAACCCCAUCCGCAAGUACCAGAACGUGGAAGUCAAGCCCAGCGAGCAGCCUCUGACCGUUCCCAGAUCUCCCAACUUCUCCGACAGGUUCCAGCGUUGACGUCCGACAGUCCUGCGCCCGUCUGGUUGCAGAAGGGGCAGGGGGGAGGCCUCCCCCUUGCCUUGGGCUGUUUUCCACUUACUUAGUCCACACACAACCUUUCCCUGAACUUGUGGCUCAGACCCGGGACUCUUUGGACCCC